Messenger RNA from Chara braunii, 1314 nucleotides. The record is from the annotation of a GenBank genome assembly. NCBI's taxonomy places the organism in Eukaryota, Viridiplantae, Streptophyta, Charophyceae, Charales, Characeae.
CGCGAGAUGUAUGGGCAUGCUAGGAGACUGGAUGACUACUCGCGUAGCCCUCGCUAUGAGCCUGACGGGGGUAGAAGCGACUCUCGAGGCCGAUAGGAGUCGGAUCCGGGCCGGCGAGAUGGAUACAGGGAUGGUAAAUAUGAGAUAUCGGACCACGAUGGACGUAGAAAUGAAAGAUAUGAAAGGUCGGAUCGAGACGGAUACAGGGAUGGUAGAUAUGAGAGAUCGGACCGCGAUGGGCAUAGAGACGACAGAUAUGAGAGGUCGGAUCGAGACGGAUACAGGGGCGGCAGAUAUGAGAGAGGAGAUCGGACUGAUGAUUCACGCGGGCGGUACGACCGAGGAGACUGACGUGAUGAUUCACGCGGGAGAUGAUCUGGGAGAUGUAUCGAUGUUCCCCUCGAUGAAGGAGAAUGUCGAAGCAAGGAGAGUAAAGCGGAGUAAAGGAAAGGAACCGGUUAGGAGCCAGAGCAUCAAGAUAACUUUCGAAGGAGAUAUGGCGACCACACCCAUAAGGGUGGCAGCUACCAAGUCCGCGGGAGGGUCUAUAUCGAAGAAGACCGACACGGAUUACGUGAUGGCGGAGAAGGAUGGCGGACAACGGAUCGAUGGAGAGGAGGUUAUUUUUUCGCCGCGAAAGUGGGGAGUAAAGAAGUUUUUGAUGAAGAGUUCGCUGGAUGAGAUUGACACGGUCGAGCCACUGAGACGGGCCCUUCGGCAGCCCAUGCAAUGCUCUAUUCUGGAGUACCUAGCGGCAUCGAAGCCGGCUCGUGAUGAGUUACAGAUGAUCACGCGGAAGACUCGUGUACCUCUAUCAGAGGAGGCUCAGGGGGCUCCUAAGGCGGAAGCUUCUACCGUAGCAGUAACGGGGGUGCCUGCUAGAGCGGAUCGCAUGGCGACAGUCCUUCUUGAUGGGAUGGAAGGUGUGCCUCCAAACAAGUUUUACAUACUUGGUAGUGGGGCCGUGGAGACAAUCAUAAACGAUGGAGCGGUACUAGAUGCUGUGAUCGAUAACGGCAGUGAGGCUGUCAUUAUAGACGAGGAUCUGGCAGUACAGGUUGGACUGGACCUCGAUAAGUCAUACCUAUUCGAAAUAAGGACUGCUGAUGGGAGAAAGCAACAGAUCACUUGGGUUUGUCACAAGGCAACCAUAGAGGUCCAAGGGGUACGAGUGACCCUGCCUGUCUUUGCAGUCAAGAACUGCAGCUCCGAUCUGCUCUUGGGACGAACGUGGUUGAGCCACGUGCACGCGGUGACGAUAGAGUGACCGGAUGGGAGCCAGACAUUGUCCAUUAAGAAGCUAGAUGGGACGCG